Messenger RNA from Amoebophrya sp. A120, 466 nucleotides. Lineage: Eukaryota; Dinophyceae; Syndiniales; Amoebophryaceae. The record is from the annotation of a GenBank genome assembly.
GCUCAACCUGCAGGGGGAUUUCGACGCGAGCGAGCUGCCGACGGCGGAAAAAGCGCGGGAGGACCUCGGGCUCCCGGUGGCGCCGGCCACGCCGCUGGAGCGCAAUAUUCUGCUCGAUCUGGACGUGCAGGGCGGCACGCCCUUCAUGGUGGUGGAGAAGCCAGUCGAGUGGCGGCUUCACCGGAGCGGAACAGAACCGACCGACCCGUGGCAGUGCAAGAUGCUGCCCACCGAGGUGCCCGUCGUCACCUCCACCGAAGAACUGUUCGCGCAACCAAAUCAGCAUGCGGAUGGUGGUGGUGGUCCUACUGCUUCACCUUUAUCCCAAAGCCAAAGCUAUUCUGCAGAAACCGAGCAGUUGUUGCGGGAGCGCGCCGGGCCAGCGCCAUUGUCCUGGACGUUGGACGCCGAGGUGCCGCCAGAAGAGGAGGCCGAGAACGCGGCCGCGAAGCGGCGGCUGGUGCAG